AUGGAGGACGUCGCGCAAAGCAGCAGGCGAAAGGCCUGUGAUUACUGCGUCUCGCGCAAGAUUAAAUGUGAUGGACGGAAGCCGACGUGCUCCAACUGUACUCUCUAUGGCGUCGCCUGCAAGAUCACGACGGCCAGAAGAAGAGCCGUUCUUCGAAGCACUGCGACGAUUCCCUCUGCGGUUCAGCCACCACAGCCGGAUCGAAUGCAGGCCCUCGAGGAGCGGUUGGCAGGCAUUGAAGCUCUCCUCUCGGUGCUGACGGGUACAAAGAGCUCUACUUCAGCUUCUGUACCGGCGGCGAGAUAUCCUGAUGUCAGUCUUGACGAUAUUGACAUUUCAACUCCUGCAGAUUGUCUAGUGACUGAGGCGAGUCCAACGCUUUUCGAACCGGAUCAGUGGCCGAUGCCUUUGACGACGCAUCAUCACUUGGAGCUGCCGCCUCUUUCAGAGAUUCUGCCCGUGGUGGAUAAUUAUUUUAAAAAGUAUAAUCGGCUUAUGCCUUUGUUUGAUGAGCCUACGUUUAUGAGGAUGCUGCUUGAUUGGCACUCAUCUCCGAACAAGCGAUCUAUGGUUCCAUGGGCAGCAGUCAACAUCGUCAUGGCGAUAACCUACCGCGUUCUCGAGGGUAGAUACAUGGACGAUCCACCGCUCGCCCAGUGCGUCCGCAACAUCCGAUCCGCCAUGACGGAGUUGAUGACGCCGGGGCAAGACCUAAUGGGAGUCCAAGUUCUUCUCGCGAUGGCGAUUUUCUAUCAGGGGUCUGCUGACUUUCAGCUUGCUAUUGUUUUGAUGGGGAGUGUUGUUCGGUUGGCGCAGAGUCUGAGGUUGCAUUUGAGAUUGGCGUCGCAGGGUGUUUCAAAGGCAGAGACGCUUUUGAGGUGUCGUGUUUUUUGGAUCACUUAUAUCUAUGACAGGGAGUUGGCGCUGCGGUGUAAAUCGCCUUAUUACCAACUCGACAGCGAAACGGACCUGGACCUACCACCCGCAGACCCUGAGGAUGGACUGGGUGUCAUCGCUUCCGACACGGAUUCCGUGCAACUCAACUUUCUGCGGGCUCGGGUGCAACUUGCUUUUAUACAGGGAAAGACGAAUGAUCUCCUCUACAGUCAAAAGGGGCGGAAACUCACGCACGAGCAGCGAUCUAACAACAUCACCCGCAUCGAAGAGAGAAUGGCCGAGUGGCUCAAGUCUAUACCACCAGAGUUACAAACCGCGGAGGGGAUAAAACAGCGUCUUUCACCGAUGCCGACGCUGUUGAUGCUCAACAUGUUUUACCGCCACUUUGAGUGCUUGAUUCAACUCCACUCGAUAUUCUCGUUUGACGAUGUGUGGAUCGACAGGGUGAAUAGUUAUCUUUCGCCCGCUGUCAUUGAAGUCAAAGAUGAUGAACCGGAUGGAGAGCUCGUGCGAGCUGGCCUUGCGCCUCUGCCACCUGGGUGGACGGGGUGUGUGAGCGGUGCGAGGCUGUGCCUUGAGCUUAUCGCCAUGGGACGACAGAGUGAAUUUACGCUCUGGCUACAUACAUGCGGAUCAUACUCCUGUCUCGUCCUCCUAAUCGUAAACAUGAUUGAAUUCCCAGCCCACGACCACGUCUCAACAGACCGGAGGAUCUCGGAUGCGUGUCUGGUAAUGUUUGACGCCAUGUGUCAAACACUACCCAAAGAUCCGUUCGCAAAGUUGCUGGGCGUGGUGAGAGAACUGGAUCGACGAGCAAGAGGGCAAGUAAACCGUUUGAUGCGGACAAAGGAGGGAAUCAGUUUGAGUGAGGAGAUGAGCCCUUCUCUUGCGUGGACGAUUCUGGAGGAUAUGGAGUUGUGA
Messenger RNA from Fusarium keratoplasticum, 1818 nucleotides. Its product is annotated as Zn(2)-C6 fungal-type domain-containing protein. Gene Ontology annotation, molecular function: DNA-binding transcription factor activity, RNA polymerase II-specific; zinc ion binding; DNA binding. The record is from RefSeq and is a predicted model, not a curated record. Bases 1 to 1818 code for a protein of 605 amino acids. NCBI's taxonomy places the organism in Eukaryota, Fungi, Ascomycota, Sordariomycetes, Hypocreales, Nectriaceae. Gene Ontology annotation, biological process: regulation of DNA-templated transcription; DNA-templated transcription. The transcript is spliced from 5 exons.